Molecule: messenger RNA, 1080 nt
Organism: Botrytis cinerea B05.10
Lineage: Eukaryota; Fungi; Ascomycota; Leotiomycetes; Helotiales; Sclerotiniaceae
Gene: Bcmrpl1
Product: Bcmrpl1
Exons: 2
Coding region: 50-1000 (316 amino acids)
Source: RefSeq, a predicted model, not a curated record
GAGCACUUUCUACCAAUAUUGAAAUACUUUAGACCUCGAUCUACACAAUAUGGCAGCUCCAGGAUUAUGCCUAGCUCAAAUGAGCAGGCUGUCUUUGUCUACUGCGCGACAUACCUUACUUCAUGCACCAAAAGCCUCAAUACCUAUAGUUCAAGUGCGACACAAGGGCUUCAAAGAGAGGAUUCUUUCCAAGAAGGAGAAGUCGGGCGCUCUUACUGGACCAACCAAAUCGUUUUCUAAAAGGAAGACAACAGAAAAGAAAAAGAAGAAGCCAAGAACUACAUAUCGACAAUAUGACCCAAAAGAUGCGGAAACAUUCACCUUGUGUGAAGCCAUGCGAUAUCUUAGAGCAUUCGAAGUUGGAAGACCUCCAAAUUCUUCCAAAUACGAGAUACAUCUGAAGAUGAAAUCACUUAAGAACGGUCCCGUCGUACGAAAUCGAUUAAGGCUUCCACACCCAGUCAAAACUGAUUUAAGGAUAUGCGUCAUUUGCCCUCCAGAUUCGAAAUACGCGGAAUCUGCCAAAGCAGCCGGAGCGACACUAGUUGGAGAAGAGGAGAUAUUUGAAGCCGUCAAGGCUGGCCGGAUCGAGUUCGAUCGAUGUAUUUGUCAAACGGAUUCCCUUGCGAAAAUGAAUAAAGCUGGAUUGGGUCGGGUUUUGGGUCCUCGAGGACUGAUGCCCAGCGCGAAGACGGGUACCGUUGUGAAAGAUCCAAGCUUGGUCUUGAAGGAUCUGAUUGGAGGCGCUGAAUAUAGAGAACGUCUAGGUGUUGUAAGAAUGGCGGUCGGUCAACUCGGUUUCACACCAGAGGAAAUGCAACGAAAUGUCAAGGCCUUCAUCGAGGCCGUAAAGAAGGAUAUGGCACAAUUAAGUGACAAGAUCAACAAAGAGAUGGUCGAAGUAGUUUUGAGCUCUACAAAUGGCCCUGGGUUCAUUCUUAAUGGGGAGUUCAGAGAUCUCAAUUCGAGUUUGACCCCUCGAGACUUAUCGACUUCAUAACAAAAUACAUUAUGAUAUGCACAUUUGUACUUUAACUGUAUAAUGAAAAUUCAUUUACUUUAGCUGGGUAUAUUACUACA